Talaromyces stipitatus ATCC 10500 is the source of this 246-nucleotide messenger RNA. RefSeq lists its product as uncharacterized. The transcript has 2 exons. NCBI's taxonomy places the organism in Eukaryota, Fungi, Ascomycota, Eurotiomycetes, Eurotiales, Trichocomaceae. The record is from RefSeq and is a predicted model, not a curated record. Bases 1 to 246 code for a protein of 81 amino acids.
AUGCAUCUCUCCAAGACUAUUUACCUCGCAUGUAUCUUAGCAAUCGGAGCACAGGCUCUAGUCGCAUCCCCUCGUUCAGAGGCUGACGACGCCUGGAGUAUCAGCAGCAAACGCAACGAAACUGACGACGCUUGGAGCAUUAGCAGCAAGCGCAACGAAGCUGAUGAAGCUUGGAGCAUCAGCAGCCGUCUUUGGGCCAUAUUCAGCGUUUCUAGAAUCGGCCAGCCUACCGCCUUAUUGAAUUAG